This is a messenger RNA of Dicentrarchus labrax (European seabass), 8477 nucleotides long. It is a transcript of the gene rsf1b.1, whose product is annotated as remodeling and spacing factor 1b, tandem duplicate 1. Gene Ontology annotation, cellular component: RSF complex. Gene Ontology annotation, biological process: regulation of DNA-templated transcription. The transcript has 16 exons. Bases 16 to 5277 code for a protein of 1753 amino acids. The record is from RefSeq and is a predicted model, not a curated record. Lineage: Eukaryota; Metazoa; Chordata; Actinopteri; Moronidae.
CUGGUGUUGGAAAAGAUGGCUGCUUCGGCGGCAACGGCGAGUUCUUCCCCCGGUUUGAGUCCGAAUUACGCCGCGAUCUGCUCCUUCCUGGAGCGCUACGGCGCGCUGCUGGACCUACCGGAGCUCACCUUCCCCCAGCUGGAGCGAUAUCUCCGGGACACAUCCUCCGUGCCGAAGCUGCUGGUUGAUCUUCACGUCAAGUUGCUGAGGAAGAUCGGCAAGUCGGUGUCGGCAGACCGAUGGGAGAAAUAUCUAGUAAAGGUGUGCCAAGAGUUCAACACAACCUGGGCAUGGGAACUCGAGCAAAAAGGGUACAAGGAGAUGCCGACGGAGUGCAAGACGGGUAUACUUAAAUAUUUGUGCGAGUGUCAGUUUGAUGAAAACGUGAAGUUCAAAACCGUCAUCAAUGAGGAGGAUCCGGAUAAGAUGCGGCUGCAGCCGAUCGGCCGGGACAAAGACGGUCAGAUGUACUGGUAUCAACUGGACCAGGACGACAACGUGCGCGUUUACGUGGAGGAACAGGACGACUUAGACGGGUCAUCGUGGAAGUGCAUCGUCAAAGAUAGAAAUGACUUGGCGGAGGUUGUGGCUCUGCUGAAGACUCAAAUUGACCCCGAGCUGUUAAAAAAAGAUCAAGAAGCCAAGGCUCUGGCCGAGGAGGGCAAAGAGAAAGCAGAAGGUGACGUUAAGAAGUCUGAGGACACAUCAGAUGAAGACUCAGACAAGUCUGUCUCACCAAAGACGGAGAGCAAUGAAAAAGUAACACAGAAAGACGACUUGAUAUCAGAAGCUUCUGAGGUGAAAUCAUCACUGAACGGCAUCGUUGAAGGGAAAGCUGAAGCAGAACUCAGCUCAGAAAAGCCCGCGGUGGAUCUCAGCAUCAGUACAAAAGCCCAGAACAUCAAAGAAGAGCCGAUGGAGGUGUCAGACAUUAAAACCAGCACAGCAACAAGUGAACCCGCCGCUGAGACGCUGUGUAUAUCAGUAAAAGCAGAAAAGGGAGAGGAGGCGAAGAAGAACAGCGCAGAGGAGAUUCAGCAGGCUCUGAAGAACGACCAACAGGCCAAAAUCCCUUUGAAAAAAAGAGGAAUGAAGUUUAGCGAAGACUUUGAAAAGAAUAGCCCCAUUAUAGUGCAAAACCCAUCUGUUUCUCAGGUCAAGGAAGCUCCGAAAGCUGACUCGGCUCCCGAACAGACAAAGAAAGCGAGUGUAAACGAUCACGUUAAUGGGGAAGUUCAGCCCACACUAGAGAAAGGCCUCCAGAGUCAUCUGUGCGAGUCACUAAAAGACAAAGAGCAGACGACUCAGCCGGCUGCAGGUGAAUCCGUAGGAACCAGAGAAAAUGACUCACCGUCCACAGUCAAGAAGAAUUUGAAAGAUAAAAGGGAUGAAGCCUGCAGUGCAGAGAAGGUCACGGAGGGAGUAGAAUCACACCGAGCAGAUGUGGACAAGAAAAAUCAAGAUAUGCAAGUAGAAAAGCAAAGUGCUGCAUCAACAGAAAAGAAAGAAGCACACGAGUCUCCGCCACCGCCAACACAACCGCCACCUUUAUCUAAAGAUGUAAAUAACGCACUUGAGAAGUCGUCUAAUCACGAAGAGCAUGAACACAUAAAAGAAAUCAAACCGGCGGAUGAAAAAGACUCUCGUACAGGAGACAAGACGAUCACGUUAAAGGAAACCGAUGAAACAUUAACAACCGGUGAGUCAGAGAAAAUCACAUCCAAAGACGUUGAAUCAAAAGAUUCAGAGGAAAAACCAGCCUGCGUAGACACGGACACAUCACGGAAAAGUCAGAGCGAAGGAACCAUGACGUCGGAGUUGACAGAAAACGUAACCGACGUGAAGCAAACGGAGACGAGAGACGCUAAAGAAAUCACAACACAAGAGGCUAACGUUGAGAAAUCUAACUCAGAGCUGAAAGAGUCACCAGGAGUCAUCAAAGCAACAGAGACGCAGUGUGCAGACAGAGAUCCUGCAAAGAAAUCGGUUGACUCUGAAGACGCCGUAUCGCCGUCUGUCAUUAAAAAGACAGAAAUACCAAAAGACGGGGAUAAUACAGAGACCCAAGGAGUCACACAAAGCUCUAAUGUUAUCAAAAAGGCUGAGAAAUCAUUAACCAGUGAGAAAUCAGAAGAAACACCCAGCACUAAAGAGAGCGUGAACUCUUCUGUUGUUAAAAAGUUAGACAAAUCAGACUCGUGUAAACCUGUCGAGAAGCAGGAUAACAUCAAAGACGCAGAGAUCACUCCGGAGAAAGGAAGUGCAGCAUCCGAGACUAACGCUGAAAAGAUGGAAGAGACGGAAAAGACGGAAAAGCCUGAAGACAUAAAGAAAACUGUCAACUGUGAAGACCAAACGGUGCAUGAUGUUGGCAAGAUAAGUGAGUCCGCGCCCGAGCCCAUGGAGGUAGAAGCAGUGGCCGUUAAACAGGAUCUGACAAAGCCACAAGAGGAUGACAAGACUGAGAUGAACUCGGAUGCACAUAAGACGACGGUGGAGGCAUCUGAAGGGAAAGAUGAACCAUCCAGUCCUGUUGAGAAGACGGACGUCUCUAAAGAAACUGAUACAAAACCUGAAAGGCCAGACACCGAACAGGAAAAGGUGCCUGAAGAACAGCCCAAAAAUAUCGAGGCAGAGCUUCCAUCAUCAGAAAGUAAAAAGGAUGCCGACAAGGAAAAUAAAAAGGAUGCAGACGAUGAAAAACUUAAGAGUGAGAGUAAGAAACACAAAGAGAGUGAAGAGGAUUCAACACCGGAUAAACUCCUAAAAACCGACGAGACAAAUGAGGAGAAACCAGCUCAUAAAGAAAGCGAAACCUCAACCAAGACGGACGAAUCUGGGCAGCAAAAUGUGAGCAAAGAACCCGACUGCAAAUCCUCAAUUGAGACCGAGAAAGCAGGACACAAGAGCAAAGACUCCGAAAAGCCCACUGACGAGGAAGGCAAAAGCAAAAGUGAGGAAGAGGAGUCCGCAAAGAAAAAAGAGGUGGCGAAUGGUGGGGAAGCUCCGCCAGAUGCUCGGGAAGAGGUUGUCCGUCGUAAAGUCAAGCGUCCGGUCCCCCGGAGGAAAGUUGAACUUCUCCGAGAGGAGAGACAAGGAGAUUCAGAGUCCGAUACGAACACGGGGAGGUCUCUUCGAAGGUCACCGAGGAUCUCCAGGCCGACGCCGAAGGCCGUGGAGAUCCACGACAAGAAGCAGGAAAAGACGCCGGCUCCUCCGCCGGCUGAGAAGCACGACGACGACAAGGGCGAGAAAGAAAAAGACGAGGACGAGGAGGAUGAGGAAGAGGAGGAGGUGAAAGCUGUUCAGAAGAAACCAAGGGAGAAAAAGGCGGAUCAGGAGGGUCAGCCCAAAUCUAAGGGGAGAAAGCGGCGGAAGGUACGAUGGUCCAACACGCGAACGCGUCGUAAAAAGAAAGGCUCGGAAGAUGAAGACGACAACAGCGACGAGGAGUCCAGCGAGGAGGACGAGACCGAGGAAGAGGACGACAGCGACGAAGACUACAAGGUUGAGCGAAGCAGAAAGAGGCGGAAUCGCAACCGCGAAAGGCGAAGCUCAGACUCCUCGACGUCCUCGGACGACGACCUACCUCCCAAUGACGACCCCUGCAAACAUUGUGGUCUUCCAAAUCACCCUGAGCUGAUCUUGCUGUGCGAUUCGUGUGACAGCGGGUACCACACAGCCUGCCUAAGACCUCCCCUCAUGAUCAUCCCCGAUGGAGAAUGGUUCUGUCCACCCUGUCAACACAAGCAGCUCUGCGACAAGUUGGAAGAGCAGCUCCAAAAUCUCGACGCUGCUUUGAAAAAGAAGGAACGGGCUGAGAGAAGGAAAGAGCGUCUAAUCUAUGUUGGAAUCAGUGUUGAAAACAUCAUCACGCCCUCAGUGGAGGUGGAGGUAGAGGAAGAAAAGCCAGCGAUCAUUAUCAAAGAGAAGAAAGAAGCAAAGAGAAGUAAGAGCUGGGGUCGAAGGUCGACGAGGGCGAAGAAAUCCAUCAGCUACAGAUUCGAUGAAUUCGAUGAGGCGAUCGAGGAGGCGAUUGAGGAAGACAUCAAAGAAGCAGAAGGCGGAGGAGCUGGUCGGGGUAAAGACAUGGCCAACAUCACAGGCCACAGAGGAAAGGACAUGUCCGCCAUCCUCCAAGCAGAGGAGGGCAAGGAGAACGGCCGCCCGCCGCGACCCACCACCGGUCAGCGCAGGAAAAAACGCCGGCGACUCAACGACCUGGACAGCGACAGCACGGUGGAUGAGGAGGAAAGCGAGGAAGAGUUUCGCAUCAGUGAAAGCUCAGAAGAAGAGUUUGUCGUGUCGGAAAACGACUCCGAGGGUGACACGGAGGCGGACUCCAACAACAGCGAGUACGGCAGCAACAGCAGCGGGAAGCAUCGCACUUCCACGCGGUCCAGGAGGCCGCGGAAACAACGACGGAGCUCCAGAAAGCGGCGGAGACCGAGAGGCUACUCGGAUGACGAGGAGGAGGAGACGGAUGAGGAUGAUGAAGAUGAAAUAGUGACUGAAGGCUCCAGUGAGUACAGCGACAGUGAUCUGGAUAUGAGCCGACGGCGGUCUCGGCGGAGUCAGAAGAAGCAGGUGAAUUACUGCGAGACGUCUGAGUCUGAAGGCUCUCAGGCAGAAACCAACCGGGCCAAAAUGAAACCCAGACGUCAGCAGGAGAGCUCCGACAGCGAGGCGAGUUUCUCCAGAGACUCUGAGGAGGAGUCGAAGGAUCGGAGGGUGAAGAGGAGAGCCGACUCCUCGGAGGAAGACUCCCGGCAGCGGCGCAGGCGGCUCGCACUAAAACGCCGGAGAGCGUCCGAAGAGGACGACUCGGACGACGACUCGGACGAAUCGUCGGAGGAGGAUCGCCCCAUCCGCAAACGGGUGAACCGCAUCGACUCGGACGACUCGGACGAGGAGCCAGAGGAGAAACCGAAGGAGAAGAAAGCGGCGGAGAAACAAGACGAGGAGUCAAAGGGAACAAACGCGGCGGACUGUAAUCCGGUGGAGCUGCCACCAACCAACGGACAGAGCCCGAUAAAGAACCUCGAGGGCCUCAUCAGCCGGCCCGCCGCCACCGCCGCCGCCACCACAACCACCGCCACCACUCCAGUCCUCAUCCCACAUCUGGAGCCACCCAAAAACACCAGUGCCACACCAGCUGCUGCCAUCGCACCAAACGGUCUGGUCGGCCAGGAGAUUGGAGCGCCGGACGAUGACGAAGACGACCUGUUAGGUGUCACAGACCUAGUGGACUACGUCUGCAAUAACGAAGACUUGUAAAAAACAAAAUGGUGUACUGUUUCAUUUUUUUUGUGGUAUUGUAUUUUUAUAUUGCUUAACUUUAUUAUUCCCCCCCCCUUCGUCCCACCGACACUUCCUCGUCGUCCUUUUUACUCGCGUCAUCUGGAGCUAGAGUCUCAGCAGUCUCGGCCACGGUAAGAACUGGAUACCUGUCACCAGUCUAACGCUGUCCCUGUGGGAUUGUAUAAGGGCACCAAACUGUCUUUUGGUUUGGUAAUAAUCCGUUUACCUGCACACCAACCGCAUCAUCCAGCUCCACUGCCAAACCUCCUGCUUUUCCUCUUUUAAAGAACGUGUCUCACAUCGUCCCGUUUUUGUUUUUACUUUUGUUGCAUCCAAGAUUUCUACAAAUUUUAGCUCCUGUUCUCGUCCACGCCGACGGACAAUUGGCACUGACGUUGUUUACGGUGAGGGGAAACAGUUAAAGAUCGCCUAUUUUUAAAUGAGUAAAAUAAAUCAUUCCGUUAUUAAUCUGAAGUUUUGGAGGCAUCUGUUAAAAAUUAAUCUUUUUUUUUACAUUUUAAUCCGUUAAAGGAAUAGUUUGACAUUUUGGGAAAAGUACUUGAUACCACUUUAAAGUCUGUACGGUGAAUAUAAGUUAUCCGAUACGUCCGAACCACUGCGGCAAAAUAGGGCCGCCCUCCUCCGUCCUGACGUAAAGUAGUCCCAAAUGGAGAGGUUCAGGGUGAUUUUAAAACAUUAGAGGGUGUGUUGUUCCUCUUUUAACGCCGCUACUUUCUGUCUGCUGAGCCCAACAGCAGCAGACAGUCGGUCUGUAACGCCCAAAACAGAUCAAAUUUUAGACAUUUUAGCAUCAAUAUUUGUACUUGAGGAAAGUUUUGAUGUUGAUACGGUUUACAGUUAUAUUUUUAGACAAUCGUAACAUAAAAAUAUGAUACCAGCACAUCCUUAGUUCUUACAAAGUCCGCCUACCAACGCCUCUGUGGCUGUGUUAUUAUGUCUGUAUAAUGUGUGUAUAAAUGUUACUUCACAGACGCCUUCACCCUCCAUAAAACAGCAAAUUUUAUUCAUUAAAAUUAUUAUUUUUUUGUUACCUUUGGGCAGAGCCAGGCUAGCUGUUUCCUCUUGUUUCCACUCUUUAUGCUAAGCUACACUAACUGGCUGCAGUAGCUUUAUAUAUUCAACAGACAGACACGAGGGUGGCUUCGAUUAUCUCAUCUAACUCCAGAAAGAGUAUUUCCCAAAAUGUCCAACUGUUUGCUUUAAACUGUUCUCUCUCUAUAUAUAAAUAUAAAUAUAUAUAAUUUGAAGCUUCAGAUGAGAAUAUUUAUUCCUGUCGAAUAACCUUCUAGACUAAUAACCAGUCGACCAACUUUGGUUUGUUAGCCCCUCCCCUCGAACUCUUUUUGUUGAAGCAGCUUUUUGUAUAUUGUAAACAUAUAAUUAUUUUAACUGUGUGUGUUGCCGUCAGUAUCAAUGGUGAACUCCCGGUUUAUUUUUGUUUGAGUACUCUGUUCGUUUCGGGGAAACAAAGUCAGAAGUAAAAAAAACUCUCAUCCCUCCUAAUCUUGAGAUCUAAUCUAGUUUCCUCUUAUUACAUUUAUGUUAUCUUUUUUUUUUUUUAUAAUGUAUUUUUUUUUUUGUAUAUCUAAACUUUUAUUUGUUGUCUUUGAGCGAAAUGUAAAGUGUCUUAUUUUCUUUGUACAUUGUCCUUCAUAGGAGGUUCAAAAACCUGCAGACUCGUGGCUUUUAACUGAAAUAACACUAAGCUCCAAAACCCUCUCUUUUUUUAUUUUAAUCUUUUAUUUUUGUUUCUUAUUCUGCUUCCUUUUUAUCUUCCUGCAUACAAAACAACAUUUCUAGUCACAAUUCUCUAUUUUCAUAAUCAUGAGUUGACAUUCGGGUCGGGUUGCAGUCGACUGACAACUUCUAAAGACCUCAAACAAAGAUGGAGAUUUGCGGAAAAUUGCAAAAAAAAAAGCCUAAUUUUUUGUUUUGAAGCGAAAGUCGGGAUGCAGUUUUUGAAUAAAGGGGGGGAGGGGGGGUGGACAGAACAAACAAACAAACAAACAAACAAACCAAUGACUUCACUGACCUCUGCUGGAACCAGUCUGUGUGUAUAUCUGUAGUUUUUGCUGUAAUAUAUUUAGAGGCAUUUUUUUAAUCAUGGAAAAAUAUAUUGGGCAAUUCUUUGGGAUUGCAUGAGUUUCUAAUAGUUUUCUUUUGUAGGGAAGUAAUAUUGGCACAACAGUUGUUUUUUUGUUUUUGUUUGGGUUUUUUUUGUAAGAAAACCAGAAAACUUUGGCAUGUUUUUUUUUUUUUUUUUUAAAGGAUUUAAUGACCUGUUGCAUCAGUGCUGAAGGACUUGUGAAGUAGAUGCUGCAGGAUUAAUCUCAUCGUUCACAGUGAAACUGCAUAGGAUGGCAUGACCUACUAAAGGUUACAGAAGCUCUGGGAGAGAAAAGGAUUAUCGUAGAGAGAGAGAGAGAGAGAGGGAGAAGGGGAAAAAAAUAAAAAAUCUAGGACAGCUGAAUCUGAUUUUAAGAGGAGAAACGAGGCCUGUUUGUAAAAUAUUUUGUAAAUUAGUCUCAGCAUGGUCUUCACAGAGGAUAAACCACUCUAUUUAUCAUACCGUUUUUUUGAUACCGGCUACGGCCAAAAACAUGACUUCCAAGACAAAACCCAUACGUGCUGCUCGCAGUGCACACAGCUUUAGGCUUCUAUACACAAUAUUUAACUUUUAGAUUAUAGUUGGACAGAAUAUAGAAAGAAAAAUAAAACCCCAAUUCAAAAUGUAAUAGGUGUGUGUGAGUGUGUGUGUGUGUGUGUGGAUCGGGUCGGAGUAAAGGAAUGUCUUAUGUGCUGUAUGUAACCCUGUUUUAAAAAAGCUCCACGGAGAUGAGGAGAAUGUAUUAUUAUUAUGAUAUAAAACCUGUAGCAAGAGGAGGAGGAGGAGGAGGAAAUAAAGGCUGCGAUGGGAUUAAGGGAGGAAGUCGGUGCCAAUGACUGAAGUGUUAACAGAGUUUUCCUAUUUACCUCAUGAUGAAUCUGGGAGGAAAGACACCCUGUCCACUGUGUAUAGAUGCUCGUAGACUGGUUGUUGGUGUUUUGUCAGCUCCUUACUUUUUUUUUUUUUUUUUUUUUUUGUUAACUUUACUGUUAUUUCUUAUGAAUCUGAUCUUGUACAUUUGUCAUAAUAAAAUGGGUUUCAAGCCUCA